Messenger RNA from Dictyostelium purpureum, 291 nucleotides. RefSeq lists its product as uncharacterized. The record is from RefSeq and is a predicted model, not a curated record. The transcript has a single exon. Lineage: Eukaryota; Evosea; Eumycetozoa; Dictyosteliales; Dictyosteliaceae. The annotation marks the transcript as partial.
AUGUCAGAUUCAUUAAUAGAUUUAGAUUUUGAAACUACAGCAGAAAAUCCAUCAUCAAAUGUAUUACCAUUAGGCACUGAUGCAUUACUAUCCUACUCUUCACCAAAAAGCGAAAAGAAGCAACAAGAUAACAAAAACCAAUCAAAAGAAAACACAACUAACGAAAACAACGAUUUAUUUGAUGACUUGGGUAUUCAAAAUCAUUCAGACAAAGUUCAAACAGACUCUAAUGCUAAGCCUUUAACAGAAUCUGAAAUUUUAUCAAAAUUCUCUUCACCAAAGCAGUCAAAA